This is a messenger RNA of Zalophus californianus (California sea lion), 3231 nucleotides long. It is a transcript of the gene GUCY1B1, whose product is annotated as guanylate cyclase 1 soluble subunit beta 1. Gene Ontology annotation, cellular component: guanylate cyclase complex, soluble. Gene Ontology annotation, biological process: cGMP biosynthetic process; response to oxygen levels. The record is from RefSeq and is a predicted model, not a curated record. Lineage: Eukaryota; Metazoa; Chordata; Mammalia; Carnivora; Otariidae. Bases 392 to 2047 code for a protein of 551 amino acids. The transcript has 14 exons. Gene Ontology annotation, molecular function: heme binding; guanylate cyclase activity.
CCGCAAUUACGGGCCGGAGGUGUGGGAAGACAUCAACCUACAGGGAUUUAGAUGAAUUGGAUUGAGAGUUAAAUGGAUUAUAUCCAAGCUCCACCUAUUUGUGAUUUUAACACUGGAAAAGAUACCUGCAAACUUGUCAGUUCUCUUCUACAGCUGGCAAUAUUUUGAAUAAUAGAUUUCUCCUUUGGGCACUUGUUUGAGAAAAAUAAUCCAAAUCUUAUCAAGAUAAAAAUACUUCUAUGAUCAUGACAACUAUUAAAAAUGAAAAGAGGCACAGUUAGAUGAAGAAGGACAAUUUCUUGUCAGAAUAAUAUAUGAUGAUUCUAAAACUUAUGAUUUGGUUGCUGCUGCAAGCAAAGUCCUCAAUCUCAAUGCUGGGGAAAUCCUCCAAAUGUUCGGGAAGAUGUUUUUUGUCUUUUGUCAAGAGUCUGGUUAUGAUACAAUCUUGCGUGUCCUGGGAUCUAAUGUCAGAGAAUUUCUACAGAACCUUGAUGCUCUGCAUGACCACCUCGCUACUAUCUACCCGGGUAUGCGUGCUCCUUCCUUUAGAUGCACCGAUGCAGAAAAGGGCAAAGGACUCAUUCUGCACUAUUACUCAGAGAGAGAAGGACUUCAGGAUAUUGUCAUCGGAAUCAUCAAAACAGUAGCUCAACAGAUACAUGGCACCGAAAUAGACAUGAAGGUUAUUCAGCAAAGAAAUGAAGAAUGUGAUCAUACUCAAUUUUUAAUUGAAGAAAAAGAGUCAAAAGAAGAAGACUUUUAUGAAGAUCUUGAUAGAUUUGAAGAAAAUGGUACCCAGGAAUCACGCAUCAGCCCCUAUACCUUCUGCAAAGCUUUUCCUUUUCACAUAAUAUUUGACCGGGACCUAGUGGUUACUCAGUGUGGCAAUGCCAUAUACAGAGUGCUUCCCCAGCUCCACCCUGGGAACUGCAGCUUGUUGUCCGUCUUCUCUCUCGUUCGUCCUCAUAUUGACAUUAGUUUCCAUGGGAUCCUUUCACACAUCAAUACGGUUUUCGUAUUGAGAAGCAAGGAAGGAUUGUUGGAUGUAGAGAAAUUAGAAUGUGAGGAUGAACUGACUGGGACUGAGAUCAGCUGCUUACGUCUCAAGGGUCAAAUGAUCUACUUACCUGAAGCAGAUAGCAUACUUUUUCUGUGUUCACCAAGUGUGAUGAAUCUUGACGAUCUGACAAGGAGAGGUCUGUAUCUGAGUGACAUCCCUCUGCACGACGCCACACGCGAUCUCGUUCUUUUGGGAGAACAAUUCAGAGAGGAAUACAAACUGACCCAAGAACUGGAAAUCCUCACAGACAGGCUGCAGCUCACGUUAAGAGCCUUGGAAGAUGAAAAGAAAAAGACAGACACGUUGUUGUAUUCUGUCCUCCCUCCGUCUGUUGCCAAUGAGCUGAGACACAAGCGUCCGGUGCCUGCCAAAAGAUACGACAAUGUGACCAUCCUCUUUAGUGGCAUUGUGGGCUUCAACGCUUUCUGUAGCAAGCAUGCAUCUGGAGAAGGGGCCAUGAAGAUUGUAAACCUCCUCAAUGACCUCUACACCAGAUUUGACACAUUGACCGACUCCCGGAAAAAUCCAUUUGUUUAUAAGGUGGAGACAGUUGGUGAUAAGUAUAUGACAGUGAGUGGUUUACCAGAGCCGUGCAUCCACCAUGCACGAUCUAUUUGCCACCUGGCCUUGGACAUGAUGGAAAUUGCUGGUCAGGUUCAAGUGGACGGCGAAUCUGUUCAGAUCACAAUAGGGAUACACACUGGAGAGGUAGUUACUGGUGUCAUAGGGCAGAGGAUGCCCCGAUAUUGCCUUUUUGGAAAUACCGUUAACCUCACAAGCAGAACAGAAACCACUGGAGAAAAAGGAAAAAUAAAUGUGUCUGAAUAUACGUACAGAUGUCUUAUGACACCAGAAAACUCAGAUCCACAGUUCCAUUUGGAGCACCGAGGCCCUGUGUCCAUGAAGGGCAAAAAAGAGCCAAUGCAAGUUUGGUUUCUUUCCAGAAAAAAUACAGGAACAGAGGAAACAACACAGGAUGAUGACUGAAUGUUAGACUGUGGGAUGAAGAAGACCGCAGAAUGGGCUCUUGUUGUCCACUGUCACGUGCCAAGCCUGGGAGCCAUUAUUCCCUGUGGAUACAGAUUUCGCUUUGUCUUUCGCAGUUAUCCCAAGCCUUUCUCCUUGGUAUAGCUUUCAUGAUUCAUUACUCAACCUUAGCUCUGCUUUUGAUUAUGUUCAAGGUUUAGUAUAUUACCUGAAGUUUGGCUUUAGAUGUGAAUGAUGUGAGCUUCCUGUGUUUUAAGAUCUACCACAAGCAUUGCCGAGCAUGGUAAUUUGCAAGUGGUAGGCACCCAAUAAAUAUUUGUUGAAUUUAAUUAAGUGACACUGAACAGUAUUUGGUCAUGUGUAUAUAUCAUAUCAUGGCUUACCAAAUCUGCUUAGUGUUCCAUGUAUAUGUCUAUGUAUAUUUUCAUGACUAUAAUAACAUACAACAAAGUUUAUAUCAUGUUGGUGUACAUCAUUAUAGAAAUCAUUUUAUAAAGGAGUGAAUUCCAAGUUUUAGGGGAAAAAGUGCCAUUUAUUUUCAGAUUCCCAGAAUAAGAAUUAAUAUACCAUGCUAAGAAAAUAGUGACUAUUUUGAAUUGUGCUCCUUUUCCUUCAAAAAUAGAGGAUGCACAUUUCUGUUACCAAAAUAUUUGGUUGUUCACUCAAGUCAUGUGGCAUUAUAAUUCCUCUAAAAUUCUAUCAUUUGUACUAUAUCCCUUGUAUUAAAUCUCAUUAACCACAUGCAACAGUCAUAAGAAGCUGUACUGUUCUACACUGAGCUAUUACAUUAGCUUGGGAUAAAUGUUAGGCGCUCUAACCACAUCCAAGAAUAAAAUUGGAGACACUGCUGGGAUGCCCCCGAAAGGGCCAUUUCUGGCCUUUUCUUUCCAGAAAUGAGCUUCUUUUUCUUAGCUUGGAAAAAUGUGAUUAUAUCCAGGCCAUCACGUUCAGAAAAGUUACUUUAAAUUUGAGAUAGAAAGCAUUCCUGUUGGAAUAAUUGGCCUAUUGUUCUUAAAUAUCUCUGAUAAUUUAUUAAGACCUACCUUUAUAAAAUAUAGUGCAACUACUUUUGUGUAAAAAUGUUUGUCUUUAAAUUUAGCAUUUCAUAUCAGCACCUCUAAAUAUGUAUAAAUGUCCCAUGUUCAUGUGUAAGAGAAUCGCAAUAAAUUAUUUUUUCCACUUGU